AUGUCGAGAGCACACAGCCUGGAAUCGAGGGGGAUGACAGCCGAAGGGAAAUUUGCUCAGAUUAACCAUUUCCCAUUCACUCCUGAAUUUACCAAGACGCUUACAAAAAGCAGUCCAUGUUUUGGUGCCUUGAGUCACCACUCAUUCUUCUCCCGGCACAACCCUCAUCCGCACAGGAUGAGGCAUAUUCAAGGAUUCACAGGCAGACCCAUUUGCAUGGUAAGAGAUGAUUGGUGUGUCACUUCAUCGUUAUUUCCUCAUCCACUUCUCAAGAGCCACAUAAACAGUAAAGCAUCAGAGCCAGCUUUUCAGCUUGCUCAAAAUUUUUAUGGAGUCUGCGGAGACAAAACUAAAUCAGCACUAUUGUCAGAAGCCUGGAGAGAUGAACUCAAAGAACUGGCUGCAAAAAUCAGUCUAACUUCCCAAACACAAAAGGACAAAAGAGAGGAACAACCAGAGGAAAAGUUUGUCCGACGAAAGACUCAAUAUUCAGCUCAGACUGGCAGACUUAUUCCUCCAUCCUCCAAGUCCUACCUGCGCAAAUCUCAAUACCAGCGCAUGAGCCAUCCUCAACCCUUCCAUGAUCAAGAACUUAUGGUUUUGGAGAUACUUUGUCAGAUCCUGCAGACAGACUCCCUCUCCACAGUGCAGCAGUGGCUUCUUCUUUCAGGCCAAAGAGAAAAAGAUCUGGUGAUGGGGAUGAUCAGACAGGCUCUGGACGGUGUCGACCUCUCUGUCCGUAACCAGCGGAACUUCCAGCAGCUACAGGCGUUUCAUCCAGGAGCGUCUCCGUCUGUGUAUGCUGCGUCAUUUGAGCAGCCAUGGGGAAAAACACACAGGAGGAGUUCACACCAAGUCAAUCAAACCGCCGUUGAUGAAAAACCAGAGCGGAUUGGUGAUGCAGAAGUCCUGGCAGUCCAUUCAGAGGCAGAAAGUGUUCAGGUUCCUUCACUUCAGGAGGGGGAUAAUGCAUAGAGCUGAA
Messenger RNA from Pelmatolapia mariae (spotted tilapia), 982 nucleotides. RefSeq names its product thymus, brain and testes associated (gene tbata). The record is from RefSeq and is a predicted model, not a curated record. The transcript has 8 exons. The coding region runs from base 1 to 975 and encodes 324 amino acids. Lineage: Eukaryota; Metazoa; Chordata; Actinopteri; Cichliformes; Cichlidae.